Messenger RNA from Dermatophagoides pteronyssinus (European house dust mite), 580 nucleotides. RefSeq lists its product as uncharacterized. Lineage: Eukaryota; Metazoa; Arthropoda; Arachnida; Sarcoptiformes; Pyroglyphidae. Gene Ontology annotation, cellular component: BLOC-1 complex; transport vesicle. The record is from RefSeq and is a predicted model, not a curated record.
UGUGUGGCAAACGGGCUCACACGCUUGCAACAAUUUUGGAAAUUUUAUUGUCAAUUAUCCCCAAUAAUAUUGCUGAGAAAUUUCCUAUUAUAUAAAUUCGUUCAUCAUGGAUUUAUCAGGUUUAACAGGAGAUGUUUUUCGAUCGACAGACGAAAUUGUAAAGCGGAUUUUUAAUCAUCGGCCAUUUCUAGAAGCCGAACUACAAACAAUGGUUCGAAAUUUUGACUUUGAUGAGCGUGAUGAAUUACAGGAGAUACAUCGCAAAAUUGUUCAUAUCAAAGAUCAAUCAUUCGAUGAGAUUGAGAAUAGAUGUCAACCUCUCGAAAAAGCUAAUUUACAUGUAGAUAAACUCGAAAAAUUGAUAGAUCAAAUACUUGAUUCAGAAUCGGCUAAUGAAUCAGAACGAAAGAACCGUUUAUCGCAAUAUACUGCUCAAAAAAGUGAAGAUCUUAUUAAAUUUAUGGAACAAAUAAAUUCACAGAUUGAUAAUAUUGACAAUUCAUAUAUGAAUGCCAAAAAAGAAAUUGAUAUAAAGUACAAGAAUAUAAAGAAAUGAAUUUAUAGAAUAAAAUAUUAACGA